UGGCUUCAAAUGGAGAUCUCGGUCAUGCUCAUGCUGCGACAUCGAACAAAGAUAAAAUUAAAAUCGCAGAUGAUUUGAAUAAAACGGUAAAAAACAACAACAAUAAUCAUUUUGGCCCAUUUCUUAGCAAUGCUAGAAAUUUUUCGGAAGGAGAUGUAUCGAUUGUCGGCCUUAAACGUCGUGUUGGAUUUAUUAGUGGAACAGCUCUUAUUGUGGGCACAAUGAUUGGAAGCGGUAUAUUUGUAUCGCCGAAAGGAGUACUUGAACGAUCAGGUUCAGUUGGAAUGAGUCUAAUCGUAUGGAUUGGUUCUGGUCUAAUUUCUUUGCUUGGAGCUCUUUGUUAUGCCGAACUUGGAACAUUAAUCACAAAAUCCGGUGCUGAAUAUUCAUACAUUCUCGAAUCGUUCGGUGGUCUAUUAGCAUUUUUGUUCUCUUGGAUAUCAGUGUUUGUUUUGAAACCAGCCAUGUUGUCAAUCAUUUGUUUGACCCUUAGCGAAUAUAUUGUUCAGCCUUUUUUUCUAGAAUGUCAGCCAAAUAACUUUGCUAUCAAAUUGAUAGCAAUAUUUUUUAUUGUGACCAUAACAUAUGUAAAUUGUUAUAGCGUUAAUUUGGCCACAAGCACUCAGAAUAUAUUCACUGCUGCCAAAUUAUUAGCUAUCAUUAUCAUUAUUUGCGGUGGAAUCGUGCAUAUAUUCCAAGGGCAUACUGAAUACAUUUCCAAAGGUUUUGAAGGCUCAAAAUUUGCUAUUUCAGACAUUGCUACCGCAUUUUACAGCGGACUUUGGGCAUAUGAUGGAUGGAAUAACCUCAAUUAUGUUACUGAAGAAUUAAUCAAUCCAUACCGCAAUUUACCAUUGGCAAUCAUUUGUGGAAUACCUAUUGUAACCUUAUGUUAUGUGUUAGUUAACAUAUCUUACAUGAGUGUUAUGAGUACUGAGGAAAUCCUGAUGUCGGAUGCAGUUGCGGUGACAUGGGGAAAUCAGAUUCUCGGAUUUGCAGCAAUCAUUAUACCGAUUUCGGUAGCGCUAUCUUCAUUUGGUGCCGGAAAUGGUUCUUGUUUUACUAGUGGAAGACUAGCAUUUGCAGCGGCACGUGAAGGACAUUUAAUUGAUGUCCUAUCAUAUAUCGAUAUGAAACGAUACACUCCAUCACCAGCUUUGGUUUUCAACGCAUUUCUUUCUAUUCUUUUGAUCCUGCCUAGCAAUAUUGAGAGUUUAAUAGAUUUUUUCAGCUUUACAGCUUGGUUAUUUUAUGGUGCAACUAUGUUAGCUUUAAUCAUUCUUCGUUAUAAAUCUCCAUACAAAGAUAAAUUUCGUCCGUAUAAGGUGCACUUAUCAUUGCCAAUAAUUGUUUUCCUGAUAUCGAUUUAUUUAGUAAUUGGGCCAAUCAUAGAAAAUCCACAAAUAGAAUAUCUAUAUGCAACGCUAUAUAUCGUUUCAGGACUGUUAGUUUAUGUUCCAUUUGUUAAAUAUAAAAUCAAAUGUCAUCGUUUACUUAAUAUCAUAACAUGGACUACUCAGCUAAUUUUCAAAGCUGUUCCAUGUGAAUAUGUUCCAGAAAGUUCACCCGAAGAAGAAGAAUUACAAGAAUCAAAUCAACAAGAAGAAUGACUACGCAAUUAUCACAACAUAAGAUGAUCAAUUAUUUUUCAAACAAAA
Messenger RNA from Dermatophagoides pteronyssinus (European house dust mite), 1658 nucleotides. RefSeq names its product b(0,+)-type amino acid transporter 1-like. Lineage: Eukaryota; Metazoa; Arthropoda; Arachnida; Sarcoptiformes; Pyroglyphidae. The record is from RefSeq and is a predicted model, not a curated record. Gene Ontology annotation, cellular component: membrane. Gene Ontology annotation, molecular function: L-amino acid transmembrane transporter activity. Gene Ontology annotation, biological process: amino acid transmembrane transport.